AUGCGUACACGAGCCCAAAAGCGCGAAUCUAUGCCCGAAUUAGCGCAGCAAUUAAAACGUCGUCUGCGUGCGCUGGAGGUGGCUACAGUCAAUAUCUCUACAUCGCAUAGUCCACCUGCGUUGAAGAAACGGAAGCUUGACGAUGUUUCGACGUCCCCUCUGCUGCUAACUCCACACGUCCCUAAGUCUAAAAUUCCCUCGCUUAGUGCUGUGAAGACCUCACGCGGACCCAACAAACUUAAAAAAGGCGAUAAUAAGCAACGAAAGUUAUGCAGGACGCUUGAGUAUACAAAACCCGCUAAAUUGGACCCUGUUGAUGCUCCUCAGACGAUCUUACAACGACUUUGUUCACAACAAAUGGCAUGUGGUGCCAAUGCGAUCGUUGGACGGCUGAAAGAGCAUCAAAGUAUUCGGAAUGUGCUGAGAAAUAAUGCAAAGCAUGGGUCCAGUCUUUUCAUUAUUGGACCUCCGGGAACUGGCAAGAGCUCAUCAGUAAAUGAACUACUGAUUAAGGAAGGUUUCGAAUCUGUGGCACCUUGCUCGAUAAAAGAGCGAAAUUUUGUUGAAACAAGCAAUAAAAUUGCAGUGAAGCUCAACUGUAGCACGUAUACAGAUCCUGCAGCUCUGUACGCUGUAAUUGAGCAACUGGUGAAGUCAUCAACAAGGUGGAUUGUGCCUGGUCAACUGGAUCCGUUUACGAUGGACAAUUUUAUCAAAGCACUUAAUUGUGAUAUUAAUGGACCAAGAGACUCAAUUGCAAUUGUGCUAGACGAAGUAGAUCAUCUAUUGCGUCUACCUGUACGUAUGCAGCCGAAAGUGAAAGAAUUGCUUCGUUUUUUCGUUCGCUGGGCUGCUAUCGCGCCUCAUCUUGUUAAAUUCUUGUGUAUCAUGAAUGGUGUCGACAUGUAUGAGCAUGUAUCUCGUAUACACGUGACAGGUUCGAAUGCUGACUCACAAGUGCCUCGCGUCGUUUUUAGCUCGUAUACACAUGAGGAAUUGAAGGUGAUUCUGCUUAAUUACGUUCAAAGUACUUUGUCGACUAGCGCGAAAACUACAGAAGUGACAACGUAUAUUGAGACACGUGCGAUGGAGCUCAUUGCGAGGAAAGUAGCAGCUCGCGAGGGUGAUGCUCGACUAGCCAUCAGCUUGCUUCAGCAGUCCGCUCGUUAUGCGCUUCAGCGCUAUAAUAGUCAAAAGAAGGAAUCACCAAUUGACACCCAAGUGAAAAUUAUGAUUCGGGACGUUUUUCAGUGUGCAACAACAAUGUUAUCAUCUCCAAGUAUUAGCCAAAUCAAGCGGCUGCCUCGACAAGCCAAAUUGCUUCUUUAUGUGAUCACAACACUUGCUCCCUGUCGCGACACAAGCAAUAAGAAGAAAUCUUUUCGGAAGUGUGAUAUGAAUCACGUAAGUGAAGAACUCGAACGUUUGCGUAAACAGCCACAAACAUCGUGGAUUCCACGCUUGUCGCGCGACGAAUUGCAGACGCAUCUCACGUCGCUCAGCUGCUACGCACUGGUAAGGCAACUAAGCAGCAAACAUGGCGAUCAAGCUACUUCCAUUUCAACUCGAACAUUUUGGACAUCAAAGGUUUUCUCUUGUGUCUCAAUGUCAGAAGUAUCCUGUGCAUUACAAGAUGAUACAUCGCUAUCCCAAUUAUUAUUAUAA
Messenger RNA from Plasmopara halstedii, 1665 nucleotides. Its product is annotated as cell division control protein cdc6. NCBI's taxonomy places the organism in Eukaryota, Oomycota, Peronosporomycetes, Peronosporales, Peronosporaceae. The record is from RefSeq and is a predicted model, not a curated record. Gene Ontology annotation, cellular component: nucleus. The coding region runs from base 1 to 1665 and encodes 554 amino acids. Gene Ontology annotation, biological process: mitotic DNA replication checkpoint signaling. Gene Ontology annotation, molecular function: ATP hydrolysis activity; DNA replication origin binding. The transcript has a single exon.